Molecule: messenger RNA, 747 nt
Organism: Colletotrichum godetiae
Lineage: Eukaryota; Fungi; Ascomycota; Sordariomycetes; Glomerellales; Glomerellaceae
Exons: 2
Coding region: 164-700 (178 amino acids)
Source: RefSeq, a predicted model, not a curated record
CGAGGUAUCGGGGACCCGGCUGCUCUUGUCGGAUCCCUGAUAAAAUCUCCUGGCCUAUUGUAUCAAUUUUGCGACCGAUGGCGAACCACUACUUCCAGAUCCAUGCGUGGAUGCUGGCAGGCGCGCGGGACUAGAAACCCAUUGCAAUUCGACAUGGCGAAUUAUGCGAACCAAUUCAAGGAGCGUGCAAGUACACAUAAAUACACCUUCAUCCCAAAACGGAAAAGAGGGCAACCAGAAGUCUCCCAAUUCGUGUGUCUUUCGAUGCCCUCAUACUCUUGGGACGAACGUCUCUUGUAUAUAUGAAUUUGAGAAGACAAGAUUUCACAGCCACCAAGUUCUGGCCGUUGAAGCUUCUGUUCCAACAAAAUUGCUGUCACCGGAUGGCAGUCAAGCCAACAUAUCAGACCCCCCGUCAGGUGCAAGGCACACUCAUCACUCAUCGGUUCAAUCCACCGCUAUGGACAGCGUCUCCAAUAGCGCGAUCGUGAACGGGGACGCAUCGGAAACCCCCAACCGACCUCGGAUCGAACGUGUUAUUAAUCGUACAAACACAGCACGGCUCCAGAUCUUCAUCAGCGACAAGGGUCUUAAUACAGUGAUGCCAUCCAUGACGGCCGUGGCUGCGACGUCUGUAGCCGAACAUCGAGCCAAAGCAAGCCAGGAUAUCAACAGGAUCAUGGCCGAUUUUGAGCGGUGAAAGCAGACCGGGGACUCAUAAAGCUAUUGGAUAAACAUUGCUGUACU